GGUGCAAGUAUUACACACAGACCAAAACGGUGGUGUCAUUUCAGGAAGGAAAAGAGACCUACAAAAGAGCGUUCUCCAUGGGCGAAGAAUCAGAUUUGUUUUGAAUAAUACUUACCACAAUUCAGCUGAGUUCGAUAUGUGCAGAAAGGUCGAUACAGAUGCUUGCUGUCAGUCUAUGCCACAUGUCUCUGUCCAUAACGAAGAUGACUUCGAUCCAUCCGGGUCCUGGUCGUUUAUGAUGGUGUGUUCCACAGGGCAUAUACAGAUGAAAACAUAUUUCGUUGGUGGCAAGGCUAAAUCUGAUAAAACCAUAAAAACCGCAAUAAUGUGGUUUGCAUUGCAAAAGGAUAAAAUACGAUAUCCAUCACCAGUUUUUGCAAGUGGAUACAAAGGAAAUGUUUCUGUCAAGAACACAGACGCGCUUGCUACAAAUAUUCUUCAAGGGUCUUCUAUUGCUAUUUUCUGCAUUAGUAGCAUAUUUUAUACUGCCAACUGCGAGGUGCUACCGAGAAAACAUCCUAAACCAAGAGAAAUCAGUUGCGAGGCUAUUUGGGUCGUUAGUGACUAUCAAUACGGUAAUCAUUACAUAUUUAAGAACAAUGCAUACUGGUAUUUUCUAAUUCUAACGUCUUUAGAUUCAUAUUACCAAAGUAGAUGGUAUAUUGGGAAUAACAGGUUGAUCUUCCACAACCGUAAGCAUUUUAAAAUGAAAUGGUUUGUCGAUGACUGUUGGACCACGCUGCAUGUCUCUGAGAGAAAUGGAUCUCUUAGUAACACAUUGAUGCAUUUAAAAUUUUUUGCUGACUGUGGACAUUCCGUCAAAGUUAAAUUUGAUAACACAAUAAUGGAGGCAGAAGGUAUCCGAAGCUCAGGUGAUCACCUGUCAGUGUUUUUGGUAUCAUCCUUGUCCAAAAGAAAUGCAGAGUACUUUAGAGAGGAUCUAAACUGGGAGUUCAGGGUCGUGAGUACUACAGGAACUAUUAGGACAUAUCGUCCUCUUGUGGGGGCAUCGAACGUCACUCAUAAGACAGCUACAAUAGAGAGGAAGCCAAUAACCUGGUUUGUGGAUACAAAGAAGUGGGACCUUGUGUUGCACACUCUAAGGAAUACUUCAGUUGUGAGCGGUUCGAUCUUGGCAGUGAGAUAUGCCAUAGCUCAUGGUGCAGAAAUCAGAAUAGCUUUCCGAUUUUCUAACGACUCCGGAUUUCGCAUCUAUAAAGCACACAACAUUCACCUUGGACCCGAGCAUCACGUUACAGCACAGGUUGUACGUGCUCUGAAAGAAUACGAAGUAGGGAAUGAGAACUUUCGACUUGAUGAUAAUCCAUGUUGGUAUUUCAAACUAAUAUCUACCAAAGGGUAUGUUGUUAGCACUGAAUGGGCCCUGAAAGGUGUGAUCAAUCACGGUCAAAGGUCGGAUAAAGCAGAGAUAAAGUGGUUUGCAAACCUUUAAAAAAGGAUGACUUACACUCCCUGUUAUUCAUGCGUAUUCUUCUAUGUAUACAUAAAUCAGUGUAGGACACUUCCAUGUUCUGGUUGACAGCCUCUGCCAGGAGAACGGAACAUCGAUCGUUCUACCCCCGUGCUGUGUCAUACCAAAAGAUGGUACACUGUCUGCCAUUAACACCUUAGACAUGUUGUUGGAUGUAUCAAGAAAUUGUUAUAUUUGUAGCAAAGGUUUGACAAGUGAGGUCAAAAUAAGAUCAGCCACUGAUGCCGCCGUCAAAAGGUGAAACUGAUAAGUUACCUAUUUGUUUGGGUGAAAUUUAUGCUGCUUUUUGCAGUAUUCCAGUUUUAUCAAGACGGGAAACACCACUAAAGGGUUCUUUAUAAUAUGAUGUUUAGGGAUGUUAAAAUCAAGUCGUCUCAGUGAUGAACAAAGAUAGCGAGACCUUAAUUAGUGUAAGAAAGCUGCUCACAAGUAACUAACAGCAGUUUGUUAACGAUACUGGAGCACUGUACUCUUUUAUAUGUCAAAUUAUAAAGGUGCGGAAAACUAUCAGGCAUGUUCAAAUGACUGGCAAUUAGCCUUUCUCUUUCUGACACGUGAGAAUUUGAGAAUUCUGAAGUGGAUACAUAUAUCGAUAUGGCUUCAAUGUGAGAAAAUGGCAGAUUGUUUUAACUUCAAGUGAGCAUCUAAGACGUGGUCAUGCUCAUAUACUAGGAAAAGGCUUCAUAAAAAUACCAAAGUCGAAUGAGGCGCCUUAUUUGCUUUAAAGAGUUGCUUAAU
Messenger RNA from Haliotis rufescens (red abalone), 2230 nucleotides. RefSeq lists its product as uncharacterized. The transcript has a single exon. Lineage: Eukaryota; Metazoa; Mollusca; Gastropoda; Lepetellida; Haliotidae. The record is from RefSeq and is a predicted model, not a curated record. Bases 137 to 1453 code for a protein of 438 amino acids.